Messenger RNA from Vigna umbellata (rice bean), 1014 nucleotides. Lineage: Eukaryota; Viridiplantae; Streptophyta; Magnoliopsida; Fabales; Fabaceae. The record is from RefSeq and is a predicted model, not a curated record.
AAGAGAAAGCAGAGAAGCUAAAAGGGGAAGAAGAGGAGUUUGGAUAGAGCGAGAAGGGAGAGAAAUGGCAGCGGUAGCUAGUCAGAAGCUUCUGGAAUUGAGCACCAAGAUCGUCGCUGUCGGCAGAAACUACGCUGCCCACGCCAAAGAGCUUGGCAACGCUGUUCCCAAGGAACCCGUCUUGUUUAUCAAACCGACGUCGUCUUACUUGAAAAACGGCGGAAUCAUCCAAAUUCCACACAACGAAGGCUCUCUGCACCAUGAGGUUGAACUUGCUGUAGUCAUCGCCAAGAAAGCGCGUGAUGUGUCAGAAUCCUCUGCCAUGGAUUACGUCGCUGGUUAUGCACUGGCUCUGGAUAUGACUGCUAGGGACCUUCAAACUGCUGCAAAGUCUGCAGGUCUUCCAUGGAGUUUGGCAAAAGGCCAGGACACUUUCACCCCAAUUAGUUCAAUUUUGCCAAAGACUGCAGUGCCAAACCCUGACGAUAUAGAAUUAUGGUUAAAGGUAGACGAGGAAAUUCGGCAAAAGGGCUCAACCAAGGACAUGAUCUUUAAGAUCCCUUUUCUAAUUAGCUAUAUAAGCUCUGUAAUGACAUUGUUUGAAGGAGAUGUUAUACUAACUGGCACUCCACCGGGUGUUGGACCAGUGAAAGAGGGUCAAAUAAUUACUGCCGGUAUUACAGGCCUUGUGGACGCACAGUUCAAUGUUGAGAAAAGAGCAAGGCCCAUACAUUCUUCAUAAACCUUCGAUGCCACUUCAGUUCUACAGCAGGAUUCUUGCAGAAGAGAAACAGGGGGACUCAAUAAAAGUUGAUAUAUGGGCUUCGGAGUUCAGAGUCUACAGACACUGGGCCUAGUAUUUUUUUUUCAAUUUAUUUAUGGUCUUCGAAUCGGUGCUUCAAUAAGUUGGGUGUGCUGUUUUAUACCGUGGAUAAUGGUGACUUAGCCCAUGAAUUAAAAAAAAAUGGUCUUCAAUUGUCACGAGUAGAAAGGAUUUUGGUGAAUUCUGCUAAA